AAAUCCUUGACACAACAAACCUCAAAUGUUGAAUUUCCAUACAUAUACAAAAAUUCGUCACCCCAGCCCAACAAGAAAGUGGAAGAAGUAUGCCUACCAUUUCACCUGAUGACCAGUUAUGCCGAUACAAGUCCGAUACAAACAAACUUACCGGUCUUGUAACGGACUAAAGUCACGUGAUAGGUCUCUGACAGCGACGACUCUUCCUCAGCAGCUCCUUGGGACUCAAUAUCCCAAAUAAAUGGACGAAGAUACUUGAUCAAGAUUGAUUUUGUCACCGAAUCACCUAAAUUGCUCUAAAAGAGGGCCAGGAAAGCGAGCCCAACGAAGCCCCAAGCUCUCAUCCGAGUGGGUCGUUAUUGUGACCCGGAGGUACGGGCAACGUCACAAGCCUCCUUGCAUUUUGGAUAUGUCGACGCCCAUAACCAGACGCAAUCGUGCCCCGGCCUCCUGUGAGCCUUGCCGAGAGAGAAAAACUCGAUGUGAUCAUAGGAAACCAGUUUGUGCUUCCUGUCAGCGCCGCGGGCUCGACUCUCGAUGCUACUAUCAUCCUGCACCUCUUACCAAAAACCCGACUGGACACAGGCCCACCGUGCCGACGCUACCGCGAUCAAGCCAUGCUGCACCACCAUGGAGCAGGAAAAGCUCUAAAGGCCGUCUUGGCCGGUCCGCAGCUGGCGCUCCCAAAUUUCACACAUGGCCGUUCAUGUCGAGCGUCUCCAGCGACGCACUGCCACAGACUCCAACGCCUGGGUCCCACGGCAGCAAAGCAUACCAUGCUCACUUAGCCACCAUGAAGGAGAUUGUGGCUCAAUUGAAGUAUCUUCCCGUCAUUGAAAAGUCUAUUCACCAAUAUUAUUGUUUCAAGCAAAAUGCGCUCGUACCGAAGCCGGUCGUUCUCCGCCUAUUGGAAACGGUCCGAGCCGAUUUGGUAUCUUCAGGCAACAUUCUUGGAGAAACCGAAGAGCGAAUCGAGCUUGGCGACGUAUCUGAAGUCCCAGAGGCUGUGCUUCGUUCCUCCUCCACAGAGGUUGUCAUUCCACCAUCUUUGGAUUCGCACGGUUUCUGCUCCUUGUUCUGUGGCACAAACCUUCGGGUGGAGACGCUCGGUCUUUUCUACACCAUGACUGCACGCGCGUCGCUCUUUUUUGUUGACCGAGAAGAAGACAAGGAUGACUCAUUUGUCCAAGACAUGGUUUGGUAUAGCAAGCUGAGCUUACAACUGGCUCGGGACCUUGCUCCUCAGUCAACCGACCUUAUGAUAUGGUUAGCAAAUGAAAAUGUGCAAUUGCUAUCAUUUCUUGAAGGAGAUGCGAGCCUUGGUGUGUGGCGAUUGGUAGGUGAUCUCGCGACUGAUCUAUUGGCCCUGGGCUUGAAUCGGGAAGAAACAUAUUCCCCCAAAAAGACACCAUUUUUUCUUGCAGAAUGCCGAAGAAGAUGUUUCGUCACUGAAUAUUAUCUCGAGAAAAUGUUCGGCCUGGUUUUUCAUCUUCCCCCUCGAAUUACGGCCCAAUAUGUCGAUGUCAAUCUCCCCCUUGAUUUAUCGGACGAUGAGCUGUUUGCUGAGAGCCCCGAGGAAUUGGAGGCAUUCAAAAGUCGAUUGACGGAGGAUGGCUGGAAUACAGAUGGAAAAUACAGGGCAGCAACAUAUGCUCGACUACGCUAUAUCUUGAGUCAGUUUCGGGAAGAAAUUAUUGAAUAUCAAUUUCAAGCAUCAGAGGCAGCCGACUCCUCGAAGUUGAGGGAUUUGUCUUUGCGGUGCCGUCAGACUUGGGAUAAUUUGCUUCCCCACCUACGGUAUAGCCAGGCUUGUUGGAAGUCUGACAUACCUCUUACCGUUUGCUAUAUGAAUGCGAAGGUUCACCUGGCCUAUCUCCAAAUACAUUUUCAAAUAUACCUCGUUCUGGGGGAAGAUAGUUCCUCGCCGAUUCCAGAGUUGCUUGAUGUGUCUGCAGAUAUACUGGAGACAGUUGUGCAGCUGGGAAAUUCUCGCAGCAAAGGUGCUUUCACCUUUAACGAUUUACCUGAGAUCCUUCUCUCUUGUGGCUUGUCUUCUGCUGCAGCUCUUUUGGCUGCACUGGAAAAUCUCGCACAAGAUCCUUUGAAGAGUCUUCCGCCUGGCAUCAAGACCUCGGCGCUCAUUCGGAACAUUUCAGUGCUGGCUUCGCAGUUGGAAAGUGUGGCCAGUCCCCGGGAAAGAAACCAAGUAUUCUGCUUGCAGGCUGCAAAGGCCAUUACGGAGAAGUUGGACAAGAUCAUAGACAAUUUUGCAACGUCUAAUUCUCUGGAAACGCCCGACAUCACGAUAAACACUGAUGUGAGCCCAAUGUCAAUUUUGACACCUAAAGUCGCCAGCUCCUCCGGUGGGUAUGAGGAAAUCGAUGCUAUCAAUCUUGAGGAUUAUGAGAAUUUUGAUCUGCUGUCCUGGGCAAUCAAUGUUGACCUCGGGACUUCGGCAAGUGAUUGGACUAUGAUUUAG
Molecule: messenger RNA, 2479 nt
Organism: Penicillium subrubescens
Lineage: Eukaryota; Fungi; Ascomycota; Eurotiomycetes; Eurotiales; Aspergillaceae
Exons: 4
Coding region: 410-2479 (689 amino acids)
Biological process (GO): DNA-templated transcription; regulation of DNA-templated transcription
Cellular component (GO): nucleus
Molecular function (GO): DNA-binding transcription factor activity, RNA polymerase II-specific; DNA binding; zinc ion binding
Source: RefSeq, a predicted model, not a curated record